Toxotes jaculatrix (banded archerfish) is the source of this 3834-nucleotide messenger RNA. RefSeq names its product transcriptional enhancer factor TEF-5-like. Gene Ontology annotation, biological process: hippo signaling; positive regulation of transcription by RNA polymerase II; embryonic organ development. Gene Ontology annotation, cellular component: transcription regulator complex. The transcript is spliced from 15 exons. The record is from RefSeq and is a predicted model, not a curated record. Gene Ontology annotation, molecular function: DNA-binding transcription factor activity, RNA polymerase II-specific; RNA polymerase II cis-regulatory region sequence-specific DNA binding. Lineage: Eukaryota; Metazoa; Chordata; Actinopteri; Toxotidae. Bases 433 to 1710 code for a protein of 425 amino acids.
GCGUUGAUUUCAUACCAAAGUCAUACUUAACAUUCCACUUAUACUGUCAAACCUCUGAGAAAUAUUACGGAAAACAACAAGGCGCCAAAUUAUAACAAAGUUACUAAAUUGACCAGCUGCUUUCAUUGAACGCGAGAAGGUGACUGCCAAAAUAAAAAGUUCAUACCUGGAUCCAAAACUUCCAGUCUUGUUCCUCAAGAGGAAUCCAACAGUUAUAUACCUAGAGGCAGAGAGGGAGACAAACAAAACGAUUUGGAGGAAUACACAACUUGAGUCUGGUUUGGAUCUCGGCAUCCCAAAGAUCUCCUUCAAAUACUUUGAUAUUGGGGCUCAGGGUCGGGCCCAGGGGGAGCCGCCACCAUUGCGUCCAACGAGUGGAGUGCCAACGGUAGCCCAGAAGAUGGGCUGGACGGGGACAGCGAGGACAAGACCAUGGAUGGGGACGCCGAGGGCGUGUGGAGCCCGGAUAUCGAGCAGAGCUUCCAGGAGGCCCUCGCCAUCUACCCUCCCUGUGGCAGGAGGAAAAUCAUCCUGUCAGAUGAGGGAAAGAUGUAUGGUCGCAAUGAAUUGAUAGCAAGGUACAUCAAGCUGAGGACAGGCAAAACCCGUACAAGAAAACAGGUGUCUAGUCACAUACAGGUGUUAGCACGGAAGAAAGUUCGUGAAUACCAGGCGGGUAUAAAGGCAAUGAAUUUGGAUCAGGCGUCUAAAGACAAAGCCCUGCAGAACAUGGCAGCACUAUCGUCUGCACAGAUCGUCUCACCGAGCAUGAUAAAGAAUCAUCUUCCACCACUGCCUCCUGCCCCCUACCAACCAGCCAGAUUCUGGCCUGCUCCAAUCCCAGGACAGCCUGGACCCUCUCAGGAGCUGGUUCUAGAUUUCAACCCGGGAAGGACUCCUGGGCUUGCCCGCACCAGCCAUGCUAUCAAACCUUUUGCACAGCCACCAUACUCAAGCCUAACAGGUCCUGUACCACAAUCCUUACCAAGUUAUGAGCCUUUGGCGCCUCCUCCUGCACCAACUGCUACCGCAGUGCCAGUGUGGCAGGACCGGACCAUCGCCUCCUCGAAGCUGCGGAUGCUGGAGUACUCAGCCUUCAUGGAGGUCCAGAGAGAUCCAGACAAUUACAGCAAACAUCUGUUUGUCCACAUUGGACAGACCAACCCCUCCUACAGCGACCCGCUCCUUGAGGCCGUGGACAUCCGGCAGAUCUACGACAAGUUCCCCGAGAAGAAGGGAGGGCUCAAAGAGCUUUAUGAGAAAGGCCCUCAGAACGCUUUCUUCCUAGUUAAAUUCUGGGCGGACCUGAACAGCAGCGGCAUGCAGGAUGGCCCUGGUUCUUUCUACGGUGUCAGCAGCCAGUACAGCAGCAUUGACAACAUGACGAUCACGGUUUCAACCAAAGUCUGCUCAUUUGGCAAGCAGGUUGUCGAGAAAGUAGAGACAGAGUACGCUCGCCUGGAGGGAGGAAAGUGUGUUUACAGGAUCCACCGCUCUCCUAUGUGCGAAUACAUGAUCAACUUUAUCCACAAACUCAAACACUUGCCUGAAAAAUACAUGAUGAACAGUGUUCUUGAAAACUUCACUAUCCUCCAGGUGGUGACGAACCGCGACACCCAGGAGACCUUGCUCUGUAUAGCAUUUGUUUUUGAGGUUUCCACAAGUGAACACGGAGCUCAGUAUCAUGUCUACAGACUUGUUAAAGACUAACAGCUCUUCAGGGAGGUUUCGGAAAAGCCAGACAAAAGCGUGACACAAUCUCUCUUCGACCAGCUCAACCAUCCAGGAAAAAUCUAGGAAAAAAAAACAUUCAACCAAUGCUAGAUCGAACUAACAAGGACAGAUUUUAUGCUUUAAAACAAAGCCUCAUAUACAAGGAAAAAAAAAGAGUGAAUCUCAACGUGCCAACACGCAAAGAAAUUUUGAAGAAUUACAGAUUUUUCUAGCUACUUUCCAUGUGUUUAAACAUGCUUUAGAUGAAGUGGGUCGUUUUUUGCCAAGGUAAUUGAUGGAGCUUGAAAUGUUUUAUUGAGGGAAUGAGAAUGUGUUUGGGGUUGAAAAGACUCUUAUGGUAUCCAAGGGAACACACUCUGAGCAAUAAGAGACGUGUAUAUAGGAUUGAAAAAGUAGAGAGAACAGGACCACGGAGGGGAAAACCAGAGCCAAGUGGUGUUGUUGCAGUAUGUUUGUUAGGAAAGCAAGUGCCUUUUCUCCAAAGAUUAUAUCAUUGCCUGCCACUUUGGAUUGCCUUUUUUUUACUACCUCUUGUUUUUAAAUGAACAGAAUGAACAGAAUAUAGUCAGACAGGUGUAUUUUGUCCCAAAAAAAAAAAACAUUGGAACUAAACCUCUCAGAUUCACAUCAUUUGAGGCAGUUGUUGUAUUUGGGCACAAAAAGGAAUGGGAUGGAAUUACAAAUUUUCAUGUAGCCAGUUGUUUUUCAAAAAAAUUGUCCCAAGUUUUACAGUCAAAGUGUACAGGGAGAAGGUUUAUUGUGUUACCGUAUUAUUAAGGUUUUGCUUUUUAUGUUUUAUUACAGAAGUUUUUUUAAAAAUCAGGUCUUACAAGCAUCUAUCUAUAACUGACUUUUGACACUAAGGAUGCCUUGUACCAAUUAUAGCCUGACAUAAAGCCAAGGCUUUACCAUCCUUACGAGAUCCCCUGAUUUUUCUCUCUGUUUGAAGACGUGUGCUUGGUUGCACUUAAAAGAUCAAGAAGGGGGGUGAAGCAACAGCAGUGCUUAUUUUCUGCCUUGAGUUAUGUAGCCUAAUUGAAAAAUGAAUUGUUUCUGUACUGUGAGUCAGCGGAUGCUAAAGGAAUAUGUGUUACAUAGGAGUAUUUUUCUUUUGAGGGGGGGACUUUAUGUUCAUAUUUGUGAUCAGUUAACUCAGCACUCAACUCAGACCAUGGCUAAAGUGAAGAGAAGUUAAUCACUGUUUCUUUUGUUUAAAAAAGAGAUUGUAUGCUGUGAAGUUGGCUCAUUUGCUUCACCCUUCUCUCUGUGGAGAAGUUGCAUUCGUUGAUAAAAGUUCAGUUUUGAUAUUUAAGACAAUUUUUGGUACUGACAUUACACAAGAAAUAAUUCUGAAAUCGAUCUAACUAAUUGUCUUGAAUGAGAGCUAUUGUCUCUGUGCUGUGGAGUAUGACCAUUGAUUGUUAUUUAUAGGGUUGGUAAACAAAUAACGGGAGGGCAGGGUGGGGUAGAGGAGAUGUAUUGAUCAUUUUCCAUUGUGAUGGAGAUGUUUAAAGUAUUGCAGGACUCAAACUGUGGACAGGAUUAACUGUUAUCCCAUGGGUCCUGUUAGACAAGUGUCUACUCUGUGUGGUUCACUGGACAAUUUUGCUAUAAAAGUUCAAAUUUAAGAUAUUGUACGGUGGAAUAGUUGCACCUGGCUUUGAAUGUCAUAUUUCACAAGCUAGACACAAUAACACUCCUCCUCUAGCAGGUCUCUUAGUUUAUCUUUUAUACAGACAUUUUUUUGCCAUUAUCAAGAUUAAUGUUUUGUUUUGACUCGGUUGUCUUUUGACUUUCAGUGUCUGCCAUAUGCUUCACUGAAAAUAAUGUGUGACUGUGCUGAUAUUGAUAAUUAAUAAUGAGAUAUCUAAUGUAUCAUAUUCUGAAUGGUGUGGGCAGGUUUUUUGUUUUGUUUUUGUUCUUUUUUUUUGGUUUAAGGUGGUUUACUAUUGUCUUUGUUACCAUUGUGCAUUGCAAUUUUAUACUUCAAAGUAGAGGUUGGACUAUAUAAUCAAACAAAUGUAUCUAACAAUAAAAGACGCAUGGUGCCUUUGGGGCCAUUUUUCCCCAGAAAACUUAUUAAACAUGUUUGUAAAUUUG